Drosophila obscura is the source of this 1144-nucleotide messenger RNA. RefSeq names its product cuticle protein 7 (gene Cpr64Aa). Gene Ontology annotation, cellular component: extracellular matrix. The transcript is spliced from 2 exons. NCBI's taxonomy places the organism in Eukaryota, Metazoa, Arthropoda, Insecta, Diptera, Drosophilidae. The record is from RefSeq and is a predicted model, not a curated record. Bases 51 to 701 code for a protein of 216 amino acids.
UCCAGCAUCCAGCUUUCAGCUUUCAGCAGUUCUACAAAACCCCAAACAGAAUGGCACAAAAGGUGAUCCUUGUAUUGAGCGCCCUGCUGGCCGCUGCCAUGGCCGUUGUGGUGCCGGGUCCUGGCCUCGGCUACCCAUCGUACCCAGCGUAUCCUUCGCUGGGCGGACCGGCACUGCUGCCCAAGCUGGCGGCACCAGUGUACCCCACCCUGGCCAAGGUGGGCAUUGCCAAAGUGGCUGCCCCGGAGCCAUACGAUCCCAAUCCCCAGUACAGCUUCAGCUACGAUGUUCAUGAUCAAUCUACUGGGGAUGUGAAGAGCCAGCAGGAGUCACGCAGCGGCGAUGUGGUCCAGGGCGCCUACUCGCUCAUCGAGGCCGACGGCACCCGUCGCAUUGUGGAGUACACCGCUGAUCCCGUUCACGGAUUCAAUGCCGUUGUCCGUCGCGAGGGCGCCGUGGUGAAGGCUGUGGCUCCCGUGGCCAAGAUCCUGGCACCGGCACCGCUCCUGCAUGCCGCUCCCCUGGUGGCCAAGUUGCCCGCCUACGGUCCAGCUCUGGCCCCCGCUUACGGUCAUGCUCUGGCUCCCGCCUACGGACAUGCAUUGGCUCCCGCUCAUGGCUUGGGUCUGGGUCCUCUGGGUCCUUUGGGUCCUGCCUAUGGCCCAGCACUGCCUGGUCUGUCGCCCCUGGGCUAUCACUAAGUCAUCGACCCCCUUGCCGACCCCCAGCCGAACCACCAAAACGGACACAUCGCGACAAACUUCUCCUCCACGUGGCCCCCCUGGGGUCACGGCCCGAUCGUAGUCGAUAGUUGUAGUAUUAGUUGAAAUGAAAGCGAUUUAUCGGAAUAUGUACAUACGAAUUCACCGUCGCACGGAUCAGGAUUCCGGACUCCAGAUUCCAGAUACCAGAUACCAGAUUCCGGUUUCGGAUCCGGCGUCCCCUCAUCUACACUCACACAUUCUCGAGACCUUUCAUUUAUGUUUCUUGUCUUCUUAAUCUUAAGGCUGUUUGACCGCGAUAAAAACACUCUAUAAACCCCCAAAACAUUCAAUCAAUAUUCUUAUAGAACUUUCCGAACGAGAAUCGAGAUCAGAUUGCAAUAAAUCGAACCGAAACUAUGCAAAUGGAAAGCCAAAAAGGA